Messenger RNA from Carassius auratus (goldfish), 1552 nucleotides. RefSeq lists its product as uncharacterized. The coding region runs from base 145 to 1089 and encodes 314 amino acids. NCBI's taxonomy places the organism in Eukaryota, Metazoa, Chordata, Actinopteri, Cypriniformes, Cyprinidae. The record is from RefSeq and is a predicted model, not a curated record. Gene Ontology annotation, molecular function: nucleic acid binding. The transcript is spliced from 2 exons. Gene Ontology annotation, biological process: DNA integration.
AGAUUAUGCCACCCUGGACCAGAGCGUGUCUUCGCUGAACUUCGGCGGUCUUACUGGAUAUUGAGAGGGCGCGAGGCUGUCCGGAAGCACCAGUAUGCCUGUCUGGAGUGCCGAAAGUUGAGAUCUAAACCUGUUGUACCAAAGAUGGCUGACUUGCCUCCUGCUCGACUCCGUUUGUUCAAGCCAGCAUUUUAUUCCACUGGGAUGGACUGCUUUGGGCCAUUCCAGGUGAAGAUUGGCAGGCGUACAGAAAAACGGUGGGGUAUUAUAUUUAAAUGCCUUACCACUCGAGCAGUGCAUCUGGACGUACUCACCUCCAUUGAUACAGAUGCCUUCUUGAUGGCUGUACGAAGGUUUACCGCACGCCGUGGUACCCCUGCUGAGCUUUACUCAGACCAAGGGACAAAUUUCAGAGGAGGAGAGAAAGAGUUGAGAGAGGCUUUCUCUGUUAUGAGUACUGACCUGCAAGGUUUGCUGGCGAAACAUCAGAUCAACUUUCACUUCAAUCCUCCAACAGCUCCACACUUUGGAGGAGUGUGGGAGCGAGAGAUUCGCUCUGUGAAAGCAGCACUUAGCACCACAAUUGGAGCACAGAGCGUUCCCGAGGAAGUACUCAGAACAGUUUUAAUUGAGGUGGAAGCGAUCUUGAAUUCUAAACCGUUGGGGUAUGUGUCAUCCAACAUCUCAGAUGUUGACCCAAUAACACCAAAUCAUCUUCUGAUGGGGCGGCCCAGUAGUUCAUUUCCGCAAGUUGUCUACCAAGAUUCUGAACGCCUAAGCCGCAGACGGUGGAGACAAAGUCAGAUACUGGUGGAUCACUUCUGGGCCAAGUUUAUAAGUUACUACUUACCUGGUCUGCAGCUGAGGCAGAAAUGGCAAGGAACUACUGCGGAUCUUACAGAGGGGUCUGUCGUGAUGAUGGUUGAUCCCCAAUUGCCAAGGGCUCUAUGGUUAGUUGGCAAAGUGGUGAGGGUGUUUCCUAGUGCUGAUGGACAUGUAAGAGCAGCUGAGGUGAAAGUCGAUAACAAGAGUUUUACCAGACCUGUGGUAAGGUUAAUUAAGCUGCCUGAACUGCCUAAUGAUGAUUAAAAUUCAAUUGGAACACAUUUACACUGCAAAUGUGGGGGCGGCUGUUACAAAGGUAGCGCAAAAGCGCCAUCUAGUGGCUUUUAGUAGAUGUGCUGGAAGUGAUUGCACAUGACAAUAACAGCUACGCCACAGGAAAACUGUUCCUGAAGUCGCGAUGCAGUGUUGGGGUUAAUUAUUAAUAACUGUGUGCGUCCAUUUGAGAAAACCACACACACACAACCAACAUGCUUAUGAUUAUGAUCUAAAUCUACCAUCUCCAUAAACAUAAGCUGAGUGCCAACUGCUGCAUCCAACUUUGUACCUAUAUUGUAAAGUGUGGCAAUGUUGCUGUCGAAUGUAUGUCUGUGCUGCUGAAGAAAGUUCAGUAAACUGUUCAAACUGAUUCCUGCCUCCUGUCCUGCGUUCUGACAGACGCUCCAAGGCGAGAACUAUAACCUCCUAAGCACCUGUGGUCCUUUCUCUC